This is a messenger RNA of Magnusiomyces paraingens, 1389 nucleotides long. RefSeq lists its product as uncharacterized. The record is from RefSeq and is a predicted model, not a curated record. The transcript has a single exon. Lineage: Eukaryota; Fungi; Ascomycota; Dipodascomycetes; Dipodascales; Dipodascaceae. The coding region runs from base 1 to 1389 and encodes 462 amino acids.
AUGACAUCGAUCUACCAGCUUUAUGCACUCCUAACAUCGCAUCCGGGAUCUUUUUUGGAUUACUCUGCUUGGAUUGCUCUAAGAGGAUACUCUUCAAGUGAUACCGGGCCAUGCCCCAUAAACUCAAAACCCAUCACAGAGGGCCUCUGGAUAGCACGAUAUAUUUAUGAUCACGUUACACCUUAUCUCCCAGAAACUUAUUUCGAGCAUGAUAUCAGGCUGACCUCUUUGAAAAAACAAUAUGUUGAAUCUUUGGAUACCAAAGGCUUCAGUAGGCUUAUUUACCUUGUAAACCGCCAUCUGAUUUUAACCUCCACCACUGAGUUUGGCCGCUUUGAUAGUAGCAUAGCAAACGACCCCUCCACUUCUCAAACAUCUAGUGCUGGCACUAAAAACCUUGAUCAAAUCAUUGAAUUUGAAAAAGAAAUUGAUACCCAUGAAUCUUUAGAACUCUUUUUAAUCACCUGCCUGACCACCCACGUCGCAUAUAACAAAAUCACAAGUACUGUCCAAAAAGAUAGCGUUUUUGCAGUACAAUGGGACGAGGAUACGGAAAAACGACUUGUGGAGAUGCAUAAUCGUGUUUUCCCCUCUGACCUCACCUACUCCGCAACUCCCCAGACUUUACCGUUACAUGCGGUCGAGGUUGCCGAAGAAGCUGCUGCAGACACGGCAGCAGCUCUGGCAUCUGUGGACAAUGAUGACGAGGAAAGUUCCCCACUUCUCGCUCAAAACGGUGUAGCAAACUCCCAUGACGAUUACGAUGAAGAAAAUGACAACCCCCUUUUUCAAAAAUCUUUUUAUGAACUAGACGUUUUUUCUCGAGUCCCACCUCCAAAGGAAAAUUAUAAGGCGGGCAAAGACUGGGUUGCACUGGGGUUCCAAGGUGCUAACCCAACCACAGAUUUUAGGGCAACCGGUCAUCUUGGACUUAAAUUUUUUGAAAGCUACUGCUUAUCUGACCCAGAGUCUGCUAGAAAUGUAAUGGCCGAGUCUGGAUCGUUCAAUGGCGAUCUUACAAAAGCAUGGUACCCUGUUGCCUUGGUAUCUAUUCACAUGUCUUUAUUUAUUAGAAAAAUCACUGGCGGACGUUUCCUCUAUAGAGGCCUGUUGCUCAAUCUAGAUUUAUUGAGCGUCUACGAGCUGAUCAAAACAUAUGCACAAACCCCGCAAGACGUCAACUUGCCAGAACUCAUUACGACCAUAGAAAAACAAAUGUCGGAUGCAUUAACCAAGCUACACAAUAAACUUGUGGAGAAAUACCAUAAAUUCUGGAGAAAUGAGGUCAAAAGCGGGGUCGUAAAGAGCCCGCUUGAUGUUGAUGCAAGUAUUAUUAGAUUCCAGGAAUCCAUACAGUUUAAAUUGUUUGAUGGAUCUUGGUCACUUUAG